AUGGAUAUCACAGAGGAUCAACAUAACAUGACAGUUCAGUACUGCUUCCCUGACAACAACUUGUCAUGCAUAAUGGUGGUUCGAACAGGCCCUGGCAAUAUGUUAUUGUUUAUUUUUCUCUCAUGUAUCUCUGUAUGCACUGUGUUUUUGAACUUGCUAGUGAUCAUCUCCAUCUCUCACUUCAAGCAGCUCCACACUCCAACUAACCUGCUUGUCCUCUCUCUGGCUGUGGCUGAUCUUCUUGUGGGACUGAUUGUUAUGCCAGUGAAGAUAAUGGAACUGGUAGACAACUGUUGGUAUCUUGGGAAAACUGCAUGUUCUCUUUUUCCAGUGAUUGUAUAUAUUAUAGUGUCUGCAUCAAAUGGUAGCCUAGUUUUCAUUGCAAUUGAUCGCUACAUUGCUAUUAAUGACCCUCUGCUGUAUUCCACUAAAAUUACAGUUUUUAAAACCUCAAUGUUUAUAGUUAUAAACUGGUCUUGCUCUGUCCUGUAUAAUUUUCUAUUUUAUUAUUUUGAAGGCCACCUCCUUCAGACAGAGAAAUUUACUUCAUGCAUUGGAGAGUGUGUAGUGGCACAAGAUUUUUCAAGUUCAAUUGCUGAUCUAGUUAUUUCGUUUAUUUGUCCAUGUUCUGUUAUAAUACUUUUAUAUAUGAAAAUUUUUAAAGUGGCAAUACAGCAAGCUAAAACUGUAAAUGCUGUGGAAUACGAUAAUGCACAUGGACGCGGAGUCAAAGGUUCUAAAAACAAAGCUGCAAAAACACUGGGCAUUGUUAUUUGUGUCUAUGUUGCUAUUUGGAUACCAUAUUAUAUAAGCUCUGUGUCAUUUGAAAGCAUAACCUCAUUAUCAGUUGUGUGGACUGUAUUUAGUUGGCUAAUAUAUACUAACUCCACAGUGAAUCCCCUAAUAUAUGCCAUAUUCUAUCCAUGGUUCAGAAUAUCAGUUAAAUAUAUUAUAACUUGUAGAAUAUUUGAUUCUUCACCUUCAAAGGUUAAUUUGUUUCCUGAGUGCUCAUAA
Electrophorus electricus (electric eel) is the source of this 1014-nucleotide messenger RNA. Its product is annotated as trace amine-associated receptor 13c-like. NCBI's taxonomy places the organism in Eukaryota, Metazoa, Chordata, Actinopteri, Gymnotiformes, Gymnotidae. The record is from RefSeq and is a predicted model, not a curated record. Gene Ontology annotation, cellular component: membrane. Gene Ontology annotation, biological process: G protein-coupled receptor signaling pathway. Gene Ontology annotation, molecular function: trace-amine receptor activity.